Notechis scutatus (mainland tiger snake) is the source of this 4239-nucleotide messenger RNA. NCBI's taxonomy places the organism in Eukaryota, Metazoa, Chordata, Lepidosauria, Squamata, Elapidae. The record is from RefSeq and is a predicted model, not a curated record.
UUCCCGGUUUUCCCUCUUUCCCUGGGUUGCAGCUGCGUUCCCAGCGCCAAGAGCUGGCUGGAGCGAGGAGGGGGAGCCUUAGGAGAAACGGGACCGCUUCAUGGGCAAAAGAGUCCUGCGCAUCACAACUUCUUCCUGAACACCUUUGAGAUCCUGAGCUGUCAUUUGCCUCUCCUCCCCAGCUCACCUGCCAGUGCUGGAUUAUGCUCGUCACGUUCUCCCUUUGCUUCAUCAUCUGGUUGAAUCGUGGCUUCAAGUUACGGGAACGACGGGGCUGUACUUAGGGCCCGGCCGUUCAUGCCAGCAGACCCAGGGAACUUUCACCUUCAUGCAGAGCUCUUGAGAGGGAAGUGGGACAGCCAACCUCAGCCCACCCCUCUUUUCCACUUUUUUCCUCGCCGGUGCAUUUGCUUGGUUUUUUCCAGGGGACUAUGGGGAGCACCGAAGGCUUCCAGUAUCGGGCCCUCUACCCCUACCAUAAGGAACGCAACGAAGAUAUCGAUCUGUUACCCGGGGACACCUUGGUGGUGAGCAAGGGGGCCUUGCAGGCCCUGGGCUUUAAGGAUGGAGAUGAGCAGAUGCCGAACCAAAUUGGCUGGAUUCUAGGGGUCAAUGAGCGCACCAAACAAAAGGGGGAUUUCCCGGGCACCUAUGUGGAGUAUGUGGGGCCAGUGAAAAUCUCCCUCCCGUCCCAUCGUCCCAGGGUCACCAGGCCCCUGCCCGCCACUCCUGGAACAGGGGCAUCCCACGCUCCGGAGGAACAGGGGGUGACACUUCCAGAACUUUCCGAGCAGUUUGCCCCACCUGAAGUCGCCCCACCUCUGCUGUGUAGGCUGGUGGAUGUGAUUGAGAAGAAAGGGUUAGACAGCAAGAUGCUCUACAGAACAUCUGGCUCCGAACUAAGGCAAGCACUGAGAACCGACUGGGCGGUGACUGGCUGUGAUUUGGAGGCCUUAGAUGUGCAUUCCCUGGGUGAGGCUCUCAAGGGAUACCUGCAAGAUCUGCCGACCCCCGUGGUACCCCCUUGCGUGCAGGGCGAAAUCUUACGAGUGCUCCAAGAUGUUCCCCAACCGGAGCUUUGUCAAAAGCAGUUGCUUUCGGUGUUGGAGUCUCCAGCCAUGCCUCUGCCACACCUCCUCACCUUCCAAUUCCUGCUCCGGCACUUUUCCAAGGUGGCUGAACAAGCUGAAAGCAAUGGGUUGUCUCCUCGGAAUCUGAGUGAGAUCUUCGGGGUUCUGCUCCUUCGGCUCCCUGCAGCUGCCAGCUCUGAGGCAACACCUGAUUUUCCAAACCACUUCCUGGAGACCCUUCUGCAGACAAAGGACACUGAGCCAGACCUUCCCCCUCCAGCUCUGCCUCCGAAGCCACCCAAAGCGAAACCUGCAGCAGUCUCUCUAACCAACGGGAAUGGCACAACCCUGCAAGAUGCAGAGUGGUACUGGGGAGACAUCUCCAGUGACAUUCAGCAGCAAUUAACCACGGCAGUCUUAGAUGCUCGCUGUCCCGGCAACCUGGAGGACCAGGUGGUGAAGGAGGACAGUGUGGAGGCAGUUGGGGAGCAGCUGAAAGUCUAUCACCAGCAGUACCAGGACAAGAGUCGAGAGUACGACCUUCUGUACGAAGAAUACACACGCACCUCGCAGGAAUUGCAAAUGAAACGGACGGCCAUCGAGGCCUUCAACGAAACCAUCAAGAUCUUUGAAGAGCAGUGCCAGACGCAGGAGAAAUGCAGCCGGGACUACGUGGAGCGCUUCCGGAGGGAGGGGAAUGAGAAGGAGGUGCAGCGGAUCAUGAUGAAUUCAGAAAAGCUGAAGUCUCGCAUUACCGAAAUUCAUGACAGCAAGAUGAAGCUGGAGCAGGACCUCAAACAGCAGGCCUCCGAAAACCGGGAGAUCGACAAGCGCAUGAACAGUCUUAAACCUGACCUGUUGCAGCUGCGCAAACUCCGGGACCAGUACCUAGUAUGGUUGACCCAGAAGGGGACUCGUCAGAAGAAGAUCAAUGAAUGGCUCGGUAUCAAGAGUGAAACUGAGGACCAAUACUCCAUGAUGGAGGAUGAAGAAGACCUGCCCCAUCACGAUGAGCGGACCUGGUAUGUAGGCAAGAUCAACCGCACCCAGGCAGAGGAAAUGCUGGUGGGCAAGCGUGAUGGAACCUUUCUUAUUCGGGAGAGCAGCCAGCGAGGGUGCUACGCCUGCUCCGUGGUGGUAGAUGGAGACACAAAACACUGCGUGAUUUACAAGACGGCAACGGGCUACGGCUUUGCAGAACCUUACAACCUCUACGCCUCGCUUAAGGAGUUGGUUUUGCACUACAAGCACACCUCCCUCGUGCAGCACAAUGACUCACUCAAUGUCACGCUGGCUCACCCCAUCCUCUCCCAGCCUCCGCCGAGAUGAACGCUUCCCUUCCCUUCCCUACCAUUCCCCACUUCCUACCCUUCCAGAAACUCCGAUGAACGUCCUGCCUUUCCUUGACUGCCCCAUGAGGAUAAAAAAAAAAACCCUCCCAACCCCUCAUAUUUCCUUCUUGUGUUCAUCGUUAACUCUGCCUAUUGUUCAAUACCUUGCUUUCCAUUGGUGGCCCUCCUCUUUCUACUUCCUUUUCCCGCCUACCCUCCUUUCUCUAAAGUUGGGGUUUUUUGUUUUUUUUUCCAACCUUGACGAUGUUAAGAGAUUUGGCCUUUGGCUCAGCACGCUGGCGGGAGAAUUCUGGGAAUUGAAGUCCGUGCAUCUUAAAGCGGUCAAGGUUUAAAAAUCACUGUUCUAAGCUAACUUUUUUUUUUCUUCUUUUUUUUUACAUUUGCUGCUGCAUUUUGAAUUCCUUCUUCACUUCACUCCUAGUGGCUUUUGUGUUUUGGUGCUAGGGGUCCUACUUUACACCGCUGGGCACGAUCUCUGCAGAGAAGCUAUCCUUGGGGUGGGGGGUGGGGGCGUGUAAAAAAGGUGCUUCCUAGGCUGGCAAUCCCUAAGAACUUGGGAAGAGACCAUUGUUUCCUUUCCUCGUUUUUCUCCCUCCUGGAUUCGCCUGGGAAGGGUUGGAGGAGAUGGUUUUAAGAACUCCUCAGGCCUUGCCUCCGUCUAUGUUGGCAUUCACCUGGCAAAACUCAGCCUGCCUUGCAGUGACACUCCUGCCCCCCCGCCUCCCCUUUUGCUGGCUUUCUUUUCCUUCCCCAGUGUACAGUGACAUGACAGCAAUCUGUUUUUAAGCUUCCUAUGCAGCUGCUUCUGUUUUUAAAUAUGCAAAAAUGGAGAGCGGAAAAGAAAACCCCAUUAUCUCGUGGUCUUUGGAAGCUUCUCCCGACUCUUUCAAUCUGCCUCGCUUUCCAAGCACUUUACCUGCUGCUGAACGGGCGGUGGAGCAGAGGGAAUGAUGCCCGAUUCAAAUGCCCUCACACUCCAGCCUUCCCCCCCCCCCCCCAUGGCUCCAUUUAACCAGGAUGCAGAGCCUGCCUCUUCUUUGAACCCGGACGCUGAGGCGAGCAAGCCAUGCUGGAGUUCCUCAGCCUUCCCAUGACACCAGGGGUAACAUCCUUUCUGACAGGGCAUCCCCCAACCAGUCCUGCUUCUCAGGGCCGUACCUGUCCCUAUGUCUGGAUGAACCUGGAGACUGGUGGCUUGACUGCAUGCUCUUUGGCAUAAAGCCAUAAACUCAUUUCCAAACUUGUGGCCAAAAGGAAGGGGAAGGGGAGGAAGUUCUCGGUAGUUCUCACUCGUAGGCUUUCGUCUACCGGUAUUGCCUGGCCUGAUUUAUGCAGCGCUGGUUUCCAUUUCCAAAGGGCUGGUCUAAAGCCAUUUGAUCAGUACAACCCAUAUCGCACACACACCCACCCCUGUGGUUUUUGUCUCGUGCGGGCACAUGGCACCGAAUGCUCUCUUGGCCUGAGCCUGCAUAUUUUUUUUUUCCUCUUUCAUGUUCCUAUCAAAUCCCCUUUUUGAUGCCAUUGCUGACCUCCAGUAAAGGAUGGAAUUAUUAUUCUUUAAUUUUCAUUGUUCUUUUCCAGUUAGCAAGGGUGAGGGGGCUCUUUCUCGGUUCACGGCCAUAUGCCCCUCUGGAUCUGCAUGUUCCUCCCCUGCAGAACAGAGUGAGCUCGAAUGAAUGGAUUCCAGCAGCAAAAGUUUUGUGUGUGUGUGUGUGUGUUCUCAUCCUAGAUAUAUGCAAUAAUACCAAACGCCUCUCUUAUUUCUCUUCCUCACAUCAUUCCAGCCAUACUUUCCAGGCUCAUUCACUUUAAAAAAA